This is a messenger RNA of Umbelopsis ramanniana AG, 1008 nucleotides long. RefSeq lists its product as uncharacterized. The record is from RefSeq and is a predicted model, not a curated record. Bases 1 to 1008 code for a protein of 335 amino acids. Lineage: Eukaryota; Fungi; Mucoromycota; Umbelopsidomycetes; Umbelopsidales; Umbelopsidaceae. Gene Ontology annotation, molecular function: histone acetyltransferase activity. Gene Ontology annotation, biological process: regulation of DNA-templated transcription. The transcript has 6 exons.
AUGAACAAAUCGAAUCCUUCGGCCUCAUAUCGACCACAUCAUCACCAGAGUGAUGCGCCAGAACAGAAGAUUCAUCAAAUACGGAUAGGCGACUAUUUAAUUGACACUUGGUACAAUGCACCGUAUCCAGAAGAGUAUAGCAAACGGCCCAUAUUGUAUAUUUGUGAAUAUUGUCUCAAAUACAUCAAGAGUGAAUACACAGCGAAUCGGCAUAAGUUGAAGUGCAUGGUGAAAUAUCCACCCGGAGACGAGAUUUAUCGAGAUGGCAUUGUAUCCAUUUUCGAAGUGGAUGGCAGAAAGAACAAGAUAUACUGCCAAAAUCUGUGUUUACUGGCUAAGAUGUUCCUAGACCACAAAACUCUUUAUUACGAUGUCGAACCCUUCUUGUUCUAUAUUAUGACAGAAGUGGACUCGGAGGGAUGUCAUUUCGUAGGCUACUUUUCAAAGGAAAAACGAUCGCUUUUAGAUUAUAAUUUAUCUUGUAUCAUGACAUUACCCUCCCACCAACGAAAAGGUUACGGUAAUCUCCUUGUCGAUAUUAGUUACCUUUUAUCUCGCAAAGAAGGCAAACCAGGGUCUCCUGAAAAGCCGCUAUCGGAUCUAGGAAUGCUAAGCUACAGGGCAUACUGGAAAACGUGUAUUUUUCGCCAGUUGCUUCAAGCAAAAGAUUUUAUCAGCAUUCAAGAUUUAAGUAGCAAAACUGGUAUGACUUUCGAUGAUGUUAUUGCAACCCUCCAGCUGAAUCAUCUUUUGAGAAAGGAUGAACAUGGCCAAUAUUUUCUCGACUUUGAUGAAGCAUUGAUUAAACACCAUCUGGAUCGAGUGGACGCUAAGGGAUAUCCGUACGCACAACCAGAAAAGUUGACGUGGGCACCCUUCCUUAUUGCCAAGACAGCCUUGGGUAUGCUGAACGUGGUAAGAGACGGCUCAUCACCGACCACUGCCACAGCUCAGAAAGAAAACGAAUUACCGGCGCCAAAUAAGAAAAAGUCACCACGUCGUAAAUGA